AUGAAUCUUUUUUCGAAAGAGACGGGGAUCAGAUUAGCUGUCGUCAAUGUCCUCCUGUUUUGUGUACUUUUGUUUACGCUUUACUACGCGGAAGAGCAUAAUAUCAUCGACCUUCUAUCCGACUCCAGUCCAAACAAGUUGACUGAUGAGGAACUCAGCCAAAUGAAAAAGCAUUCGGAACUUGAAAACUUGAGAAACAUCCUUCUUUUGGGUGAGCUAACAUACGACCUUGAAGAUGAAAUGUGCAAGGGAAAUGUGUUUUUCAUCAAAAAUGAUUCAAUCGAAUCCUCGAUUCACGAAACAAAUGACAACCUUCUCAAUGGUGAAAUGGUUUUUGUCCACAAUCCAGUAGACAAAAUCGGCGACAAUGAAUAUCUCAUCCGACAGUACGACCAAAGAAUGCCUGACAACGCUGGAGAACCGUUUCUUUCUUUCCCGGACGCGUCGAGGGAGUAUUUUGAGGGCACGAUUUUUACCGGAAAAAUUGUCAAAACGAAAAACGAGCCAGUUUUUUGCUUCGAGACUUCAAAAGAUAAAAGUAAAAUACUUCCUGGACAAAUAAUUCGAUCAACACUAGCAAAUCUCCAAAUAGCGAUUUAUUAUGAUCAGUAUCAUCUUCCGAUAUACCUUCCAUAUCAUCUGAAAUUUCAACGACUAGUGGAUUUCAACGGCGAAUUUAUCGAUAUAAAUCCGUAUGAAUUCACCUCAACAGAAAAAGAAAGCAUCUUUCACCGCGAAGAUACUCUCAUGAUGAAUUAUAAUCGAAAUGAAGUACAAUCAAAGCCGACCAUCCGACUUAUAUCGCGAAACAAAGCAUAUACAACGAGGCCUUUUUGUGAAGAUGAAGUUAUUUCUUUACAAGAAAAAGAAGCAAACAAUACCAACGAUCUUACGAGUUUCCUAAACAAGGACCUUUAUGUGGGAUUGACCGACAAGUGGACCGACGAGUAUCAAUUGUCGAAAAUUCGCUAUGCCGGAAGUUAA
Messenger RNA from Oikopleura dioica, 984 nucleotides. The record is from the annotation of a GenBank genome assembly. NCBI's taxonomy places the organism in Eukaryota, Metazoa, Chordata, Appendicularia, Copelata, Oikopleuridae.